AUGAACCAUCCAAAAUUCUUAAAAAAUCAAAUAAGAAAAGAACUGACAUUAUCAGUUACUGGCUUCCCAAUUACAACUUUUUUCACUGUGCCUUGGUUUGUUGGUGAGGUUCGAGGAUACUCUAAAUUAUAUGAGAAUGUAGAUGAUUAUGGGUGGUUGUAUAUUCCAAUAUCUGCACUUUUAUUUUUAUUCUUUACUGACAUGUGUAUAUAUUGGAUACAUCGUUGGAUACAUCAUCCACUCAUAUAUAAACAUUUACAUAAGCCACAUCAUCGGUGGAUAAUACCAACUCCAUAUUCCUCUCAUGCUUUUCAUCCAUUAGAUGGCUAUGUACAUCUCAUUUGUAUUUGUCAAUUUAUGGACAGUGCUUACCUUUCUUCAGGUACAUUUAUUAACGGAGCAGCACAUCAUGCUCUUCAUCACCUAUAUUUUAAUUAUAAUUAUGGACAAUAUUUUACUAUUUGGGAUAAAAUUGGUAAUAGUCAUCGUUUACCUGGUGAGGAGCAAUAUGAUAUCAACAAAAGAAAGGAUGGAAAGAUUUGGCAAAAACAAGCAAAAGAAGUUGAUG
Messenger RNA from Entrophospora candida, 568 nucleotides. The record is from the annotation of a GenBank genome assembly. NCBI's taxonomy places the organism in Eukaryota, Fungi, Glomeromycota, Glomeromycetes, Entrophosporales, Entrophosporaceae.